UUUUGAUGUGUGAAUAGACUACAAACGUUUCUUCCGAUUCUCUGAAAAUGAAAAUCAUUGUGAUCUUGGUGCUGAUUUUCGCCACGGAAUCUUUCGCCGUGCCCUUCACCUACCUUGAAUCAGUGCUGCAACAUGUUCGCGGUCCUAGAAAUUACGUUAUAAACCGUGAACCAGAAGUGGUUUUGUCCGAGUAUGACUUUGUGAUCGUUGGAGCAGGGCCAGCCGGGUGUGUUUUGGCCAACCGAUUAUCCGAAAACCCAGAAUGGAAAAUUCUCCUCGUGGAAGCUGGCCGUUGGGAGACGUUCUUAUCCGAUAUACCGAUAUUCGUCAGUUACUUCCAGUUCACAGACUUCAACUGGCAUUACCUGAUGGAACGCCAAGAAGGAGUCUGCGAGGGGAUGACGGAUGGUAGAUGCCACUGGCCACGUGGGAGAGGCGUCGGAGGCUCGAGUAUAAUAAACUACAUGAUCUACACGCGAGGCAAUCGACAGGACUUUCUGGAUCUCGAAGCCGCCGGAAACUACGGCUGGGGACCAAACGAGACGCUUUACUACUACAUGAAGAGCGAAAAAGCGAAAUUGUCCGCCCAUCCGAAUUCUCCGUACCAUCGACGCGACGGUUAUCUCAGUGUUGGGGAUGUGCCCUUCAGGUCCGAAAUGGCGUCUACUUUCCUCGACGCCACCGCAGAACUGGGGAACAAAAUCCUCGACUACAACGGCGAAGAUCAGCUCGGUUUCUCGUACAUUCAGUCCACCAUUGAGAACGGCAGAAGAUGUAGCGCAGCGAAAGCAUUUCUGAGGCCGAUUCUUGGGAGGAAGAAUUUGCACAUUUUGGCCAAUACAAGAGUGACGAAAAUCCUGAUAAAUCAGAGAUCGAAGGUCGCCUACGGAGUUGAAUUUAUCAGGAAACGUCAGGUGACACGAGUAUUCACGCGAAAAGAGGUGAUCCUGUCGAGCGGAGCCUUUAAUUCUCCUCAGCUGUUGAUGCUUUCUGGUAUUGGGCCAAAAGAACACCUGGAGGAACUCGGAAUCCCGGUUGUCCAGAAUCUCAGAGUAGGAAAAAAUUUGCGAGAUCACAUUUCGUUUCUGAGCCUAACAUUCCUGACUUCAAAAGGUACAAGCUUGAAUGAAAAGAUACUUCUCAACAAUACAGGAUACUUGGUUGAUUGGCUUAAAUACGGUACAGGACCUCUGACAAUAACUGGAGGCGUGGAAGCGAUCGGGUACGUAAAAACGAAGUACAACAAUUUCCCGGGUAACAAGCCAGACAUCGAGCUUUUCUUCUUGAUCGGUUCGCUAAGCUCCGACGGAGGAUCGACCUACCGAAAGAGUUUCCACAUAAGCGAUGAGACGUACGAAGCAGUUUACCGAGAAAUCGACUACGCGGACUGCUUCACGAUAGUCCCGAUGCUUCUACACCCAGAAAGCGAAGGCGAGCUGCGGUUGAAGAGUCGAGAUCCUUUUGCUUGGCCGAAAUUUUACGGAAACUACUUGACCAAGGAUAUUGAUAUCAAGAGAAUGGUCGCUGGGAUCAGGGAGGGAAUCCGUAUAGCCGAGACAAAGGCCUUCAAGAUCCACCAGCCUCGUAUUCACAACAAACCAUUCCCGAAAUGCGCUCAAUUCAAGUUCAACAGCGACGCCUAUUGGGAAUGCGCCGUGCGCAUGGUCACCGCCACUCUUCACCAUCAGGUCGGAACCUGCAAAAUGGGACCACAAACCGACCCCGGAGCAGUCGUCGAUCCAGAACUCAGAGUCCACGGUAUCGACUUCCUCAGGGUCGCGGACACUUCGAUCAUACCAAAACCAUGGAGCGCUCAUACCAACGCGCCGAGCUUCAUGAUCGGCGAAAAGGCGGCUGACAUGAUCAAGAGGACUUGGAUUGGUUUUUAGACCUCUGUUAUACACAACCAUUGAAAUGAUGAAAUGAUCAACUCUGCAAAGCUGCAAAGAAAUGAAAGCCUUUUGAUGAGAAGGCUUGAUGAUGAUCAAUCAGUGUUCUCGUAAAACUGUCGAACGAAAUGGUUUUGAGACAAAUUAUUUAAAAGAUAAUUAUGCAUUGUUUCCUAA
Diprion similis is the source of this 2066-nucleotide messenger RNA. Its product is annotated as glucose dehydrogenase [FAD, quinone]-like. The record is from RefSeq and is a predicted model, not a curated record. Bases 48 to 1889 code for a protein of 613 amino acids. The transcript is spliced from 7 exons. NCBI's taxonomy places the organism in Eukaryota, Metazoa, Arthropoda, Insecta, Hymenoptera, Diprionidae. Gene Ontology annotation, molecular function: oxidoreductase activity, acting on CH-OH group of donors; flavin adenine dinucleotide binding.